Molecule: messenger RNA, 2649 nt
Organism: Entamoeba nuttalli P19
Lineage: Eukaryota; Evosea; Mastigamoebida; Endamoebidae
Exons: 1
Coding region: 1-2649 (882 amino acids)
Source: RefSeq, a predicted model, not a curated record
AUGCUAGUCUUUAUUCUUCUUAUUACACUAAGUUGUGCAUCAGAGUAUGAAGACUUUUCAUUAAAUAAUUUUAAGGAUCUUUUGUCAUCUGACAAAGACUCCGACAAAAGUUCUUCACUUAAAGACAAAAAGUCUAAGUCUUCUUCUGGUACGAAAACAAAACGUAAUGUUAAACCAAAAAAAAAGAAUAAGCCAAAGUCAGUUAAAAAGACUAAAAAGCCAGUUACAAAGCCAAAACCAGUGGCAAAACCAAAAAAGAUUAAUAAGUUAAAAACAGUUACAAAGCCAAGAACAGCAACAAAAUCAAAUAGAAAAGUUAUGAAUAAAACAAUUAAAAAACCAGUAAAUAAGAAAAAAACUGUUAAGCCAUUAACUAAAAGGAUGUAUGGAAAAAAAUCAAGUGUAGUUAAAAGAACAACAAAACAACAAAAGACAACCAUAAAAAAUAAAAAAUCUUCUGGUUCUAUGGCUAAAGGAAAGGUAGUUUCAAAACCUCUCGUUAAAAAAGGUUCUAAGUCAACUAGAAAAUCUUCUGUUCAACAAAAAAAUAAAAAAGUAGUAAAGUCAACUGCUAAACCAACACUAAAGAAAAAUAAAUUAAAUUCACCUUUUAAAUUCAAAUCAGCAAACAAAACAAAGUUACAAAAUAAAAAGACAUUAAAACCAAUGAAAAAGGGAUUAACUGGAAAAAAAUUAACAUUUACAAAUACAAAGAAACAAUCAACAACUACUAAAGCAUUAAGUACUAAAUCAAAGAAAAACAUUAAACCAUUAGCUAAGGGAUUAUCAGGAAAGAAAGUUCCAACUUUUUCUGUUAAGGGUAAUAAAAAUAUAACAAGUGUUUCUCAACCUACCAAAUCAACAACAAAUACAAACACUAAAAUUAUUAACGAAAAAGAUAAAAAAGGAAUUGAAGCUUCAAUAGAUUAUAAAGGAGAUAAAUUAUCAACAAAUUCACAAGCAAAAUUUGUUAAAGACAAAAAUGGAAAGACAACUUCUUUUGGAAUAGAAGGUACUUAUCAAGCAAAUAAAAAUGUUUCUUUUAAUGCUGGAUUCAAUUUUGAAAAUAAGUAUGGACAAAAAACAAAAGAUUUUACUUUUGGAACUACCUACACAGGAAGUAAAUUUAAUGGAAAUGCAAAAUAUAACAAAAAAUGGGAUCCAAUGGGAAAGUCUAGUUUAUUCCAAUAUAACGCAGAAUAUAAACCUGAUAAAAAUUUCACUUUUGGAAUUAGUGGAAGUAAAGAAAAUAAAUAUGGACAAACUACAAAUACUUUUAAUGGUAAAAUAGGUUUUGUUGGAGAAGAGAAAUUAAAAAAAGCUGACCUUUCUUAUAAUAAAGUAACCAGUCCAAAUGGAGUAUCUAGUAAUAUACAUUAUGAUGCUAAUUACAAUCCAGACAAUAAAUGGGCACUCGGAAUAGAUGGAGAUAUUAGUAAUAAAAAUGGAGAAAAAACUAACAAAUUUGAUUUGACUGGACGUUAUAAAUAUAAGAAAUUAGACGCUACUUUAGAUUUUAAUCAUGUCAAAGAUGGAAAAGGUAAAUCUAAUACUCUUUCUGGAAAAUUUGAUUAUAAAGCAUCAGAUGCAUGGAGAGUUACAGGUGAUGGAUUUAUUUCGAAUAAGUAUGGACAAAAGUCUAAUGGAUUGAAUGUAAAAGCAGAUUAUAAAAGUACAAAUACUACUGGAAAUAUUUCAGCUGGGUUUAAGAAUGAUCCAAAAGGUAAAAGUAAUUAUGUUAGUGGCAAUAUUGUCAGUAAAGUUAAUAAGAAUUUAACAUUAUCAGCAAACGGUAAAAUAUCAAAUGAUUAUGGCAAAAAAACAACUGACAUAAAUGGACAGGCUGUGUUUACUGGAGAUAAAUUACAAGCUAACCUUGCAUUAGGACAUAAGAAAGAUACAAUGGGUGUAAAUAAUUAUAUCCAAGGUAACUUUAAUUAUAAGGCUAAUGAUAACUGGACAUUUACUGGUAAUGGUAAGGCUAAUAACCAAUACGGAAAAAGGUCUAAUGAAUUUGGUUUUGGAGUACAACACACUGGUCCUAAAUUAAGUGCAUCUGCUUUAUAUCAACAAACAAACAAUGCAGCAGGAAAAAAUACAAAAGUCAAUGUGGAUGGUACUUACCGUGUUAAUAAUAAAACAGUAAUAACUGGUAAUUUAAAUUCUGUUACAAAUAAUGGUAAAAGAGACACAGGCUAUGGUAUUGGAAUUAAAUAUAGUCCAGACGAAAACUCAACUAUAAAUGCUAAUUUCAAGCAUAAUGGAGUAACUGGUUCUAAUGUGUUUGGAAUUGGAGGUAAGGUUAAAAAUGAUAAACUAGAUCUUAGUGCUAAUGCUGAGUUUGGAAAGAAUAACAAAAAGGCAGACCUUACCCUUUCAUAUAAACCAUCUGAUAAAUUCUCUGUUGAUGGUAAAGUUGGUUAUUCUUAUGCCAACGGACAUGGAUCUUCUAAUUACGGAGUUGAUUUACACUACAAACCAGAUGAAAAGUGGGAUAUUUCUGCUGGUGUUUCCCGUUCAAGUGAAGGAACUACUUGGAGUGCUAAAGCAGAACAUAAAAUGAGUAAAGACUCUUCGUGGUUUAUUAGUGCUGAAAAAGGACCAUCAGGAAGUCCACGAUAUAUGGGAGGUUUACAAAUGACCUUUUAA